Molecule: messenger RNA, 990 nt
Organism: Vigna unguiculata (cowpea)
Lineage: Eukaryota; Viridiplantae; Streptophyta; Magnoliopsida; Fabales; Fabaceae
Source: RefSeq, a predicted model, not a curated record
AUGGAUCGAAGUUGGAUAAAUUUUUUACGCACAACAAAUGAAUAUGAGAAUGGAGUAGAAGAAUUUCUUGAAUUUGCAAAUAUGAAUGUUCCGGAUAAUAAUGGAAAAUUCUACUGCCCAUGUGUUAAUUUUUUGAAUGAGAGAAAACUACCAACUAACGUUAUUCGGGAGCAUGUUCUUUGUGAUGGUUUCUUAAAGAGCUACACAAAGUGGAUAUGGCAUGGUGAAUUAAUAGACAUGCCAAGUGUAGAUGUUUCUAAAGCAGAAGAAGUUGAUUUAGAGAUAGAUGAUCGAAUGGAGGAAAUGAUUCGUGAUAUUGGACAUGAUUCCUUUCAACGUGCGAAUGUGUAUGACAAUUUGUGCAAUGACGCAGAGAAACCUCUGUACGCAGAAUGCACUAAGUAUACUCGAUUGUCAGCGGUAUUAAAAUUGUUCAAUGUGAAGGCAAGAAAUGGGUGGACUGAUAAAAGCUUCACGGAAUUACUUGAGUUGUUGAGUGACAUGCUUCCUAAAGGUAACACGUUGCCAACACGCAAUUAUGAUGCGAAGAAGAUAUUGUGUCCGAUGGGUAUGGAGUAUCAAAAAAUUCAUGCAUGCCCAAACGAUUGUGUCUUGUACAGGAAGGAGUUAGCCAUGUUACAUCAAUGUCCACGAUGUGGGGUGUCACGAUACAAACAGAAACAUAGUGAGUUUGAAUCUGAUAGUAAGGGUCCUCCGGCGAAAGUUUUGUGGUAUCUUCCUAUAGUUCCACGGUUGAAACGUUUAUUCAGCAAUGCAAAUGAUGCAAAACUCAUGAGAUGGCAUGCAGAUGGACGUACAACAGAUGGCCAUUUGAGACAUCCGGCAGAUGGUUUGCAAUGGAAGAAAAUUGAUUCCAUGUUCCCAAAUUUCUCCAAUGAUUCAAGGAACAUUAGAUUUGGACUUGCUACAGAUGGAAUGAAUCCAUAUGGUAACUUGAGCAUAAACAUAGUUCAUGGCCUGUUCUAUUAG